AAAAAUAAAAAAAACUUAUUUUUCAACAUGCCUUUCAAGCCAAUUGAACAUCCAAAAUGCCCAAAAUGUGGUAAGUCAGUGUAUGCCGCCGAAGAAAUGGUUGCUGGUGGUUAUAAAUGGCACAAAUUCUGUUUUAAAUGCACAAUGUGCAAUAAACUUUUGGAUUCUACGAACUGCUGUGAACAUCAGGCAGAACUGUACUGUAAACAGUGCCACGGUAGGAAAUAUGGUCCCAAGGGUAUUGGAUUCGGUAUCGGUGCUGGAGCCUUAACAAUGGAUACCGGGGAACAGUUUGGAAACAAGGAGGUGGAAAUGACGCUUAUUGACAGCAUGUGCAAUAAACUUUUGGAUUCAUGCACUGUUGCUGAACACGGCAAUGAACUUUUCUGCAAACAGUGUCAUGGACGAAAAUAUGGUCCUAAAGGUGUUGGAUUCGGUCUUGGGGCUGGUUCCUUAAACAUGGACGACGGUUCACGCUUUGGGAAUACAACAAAUGAAAUGGGGUCAGAUGGCAAACCAAUUAAUCCAGGCUAUGAAGCUCGUUAUAGUAUGCUAACAACAGAUGCUGGCAAACAGACUGCUGCUAAGCCAGCUGAAUAG
Molecule: messenger RNA, 600 nt
Organism: Enterobius vermicularis (human pinworm)
Lineage: Eukaryota; Metazoa; Nematoda; Chromadorea; Rhabditida; Oxyuridae
Source: the annotation of a GenBank genome assembly